This is a messenger RNA of Prunus persica (peach), 925 nucleotides long. RefSeq lists its product as uncharacterized. NCBI's taxonomy places the organism in Eukaryota, Viridiplantae, Streptophyta, Magnoliopsida, Rosales, Rosaceae. The record is from RefSeq and is a predicted model, not a curated record. Bases 113 to 676 code for a protein of 187 amino acids. The transcript has 3 exons. Gene Ontology annotation, cellular component: nucleolus. Gene Ontology annotation, biological process: ribosomal large subunit biogenesis.
CAGCGUUUAAGGUGUUGUUGUAGCCCUUGUAGGUAAGAGAUACAGCAUCCUAUUCUAAACCCCGAGCAUAAACCCUAGAGACAGAUUCACAGAGAGACAGAAAGAAAGAGAGAUGGGAAGGUCACGAAGAAAGUACAAGCAAUCGAGGACGAAGGUCCGCGUGGCGCUGCCGAAGAGGAAGCCCAACGUCUUCAAGGCAGCCUUCUGUCUACCUCCGAAGCUUCGCGCCUUACUGGAACAACAAGGCCCAUCCUCUGCCUCAUGGGACGCCGAGGGCACUGUUAUCGAAAACUAUAAGUCCUUCGGCUUCGUUUCUAACCCUAACUUGCUCGGCGUCCGCUCUCGAACCUCUCACAUGAUCGAAAGCGAUUCUCUCCAGGUCCCUCCUCCGCCUCCUUCGGGAGAUGAGCCCGUCGACGGUAGCGACGUCGAAGAAGACGAUUUGAGAUCUAGUCUAGGGAAAAAGCGGAGAGAUGGAAAAUCUGCACCACUGCAACCAUUAACGGCCAUGCAACGCGUUUAUAUUGGUCGGCUCAUUGAGAAGUAUGGAGACGACUAUCAGGGAAUGUUCAUGGAUACAAAACUAAAUGCAAUGCAGCAUUCUGUUGCAACUUUGGAGAAACUAUGCAAAAGGUAUCACGUGCAUAAAGAUAAAAAUCCCUUAUUGAUCCGUUGAGAAAGGCUCAGUCGUGCAUGGCAAUCUCGUGACAGUGAUUCGAUCGCUAAUGUGGUCUUUUCCUCAUUUUCAAUACGUUGUAUCUUAUUGACUUAUGAAAGAAUUUUGGUUGUUGAAUGAUUAAUAUAAUUGUUCUAAAGAAAAUUUUGAAUGACGGGAGUAUAUGAUUGCGCACUGUAUUGUAAUAAGAACAUGAAACCGUAUAUGUUGUAUGAGUGAAAUAGUGACUGUAUUUAGAACUAUUUUGUA